Messenger RNA from Thamnophis sirtalis, 389 nucleotides. NCBI's taxonomy places the organism in Eukaryota, Metazoa, Chordata, Lepidosauria, Squamata, Natricidae. The record is from RefSeq and is a predicted model, not a curated record.
UGUUGAGCUAACUGAACGUUCAACUACCAAUACUGUAGCUGCUGCAGUAGUGGAAGCUGCAGGGAUCUGCCCACAAGAUGACAGCACUUUUUCUUUAAUUACUUGGAAUAUUGAUGGCCUGGAUUCAAAUAAUCUGCAAGAAAGGGCACGAGGAGUCUGCUCCUAUCUAGCUUUAUACAGCCCAGAUGUGGUAUUUUUACAAGAGGUUAUUCCUGUAUAUUUAAGUUACCUCCAGAAGAGAGCAGUCAGUUACACAAUUAUUCCAGGUAAUACGGAUGGUUAUUUUACCGCCAUCAUGCUAAAAAAAUCAAGAGUAAAAGUUUUAAAACAUGAAAUAACAGCUUUUCCUACAACCAGUAUGCUGAGAAAUUUAUUAGCAGUAUAUGUAA